Molecule: messenger RNA, 1768 nt
Organism: Spodoptera frugiperda (fall armyworm)
Lineage: Eukaryota; Metazoa; Arthropoda; Insecta; Lepidoptera; Noctuidae
Product: ATP-dependent RNA helicase DDX18-like
Exons: 9
Coding region: 120-1502 (460 amino acids)
Biological process (GO): maturation of LSU-rRNA from tricistronic rRNA transcript (SSU-rRNA, 5.8S rRNA, LSU-rRNA)
Cellular component (GO): nucleolus
Molecular function (GO): ATP binding; RNA helicase activity; nucleic acid binding
Source: RefSeq, a predicted model, not a curated record
ACAUGGCAAUUGCACGAAGCACAAUAUUACGACUAAUAAAUUGUAAUUUGUGACAGAAAACUGUGAUAAAUAUUCGUUUUUAUUUAAUUUUGUUCGAUACCUGUUAGUGAAUAUUAAAGAUGGAUGUAGAUCAAAUAGUGUCGCGUUCUUCUUUUUCAAUGUUAGAAGGAAAAGUAGACAGCAGAAUAUUGAAAGCAUUGAAUUCAAUGGGUAUGGAGAAACCAACGCGUAUUCAAGCUGAAGCUCUACCACAUUUGCUGCAAGGGAAAGAUCUUAUUGGUGCGGCUAAAACGGGCAGCGGAAAGACAUUGGCAUUCCUAAUACCAGUUGUUGAUAAUUUACUCAAGUUAAAAUGGUCUGCUAAAGGAGGCACUGGAUGUAUAAUUUUAUCACCUACAAGAGAAUUAGCAUUACAAACAUCUGAUGUAUUGAAGAAACUUCUAAUGAACAUUCCUCUAUCACAUUGCCUUAUUGUGGGAGGUGAGAAAAGAGCUAAAGAUAUUAUAAAAUUGAAGAAAGGUGCAAACAUCAUAGUCGGAACUCCAGGUCGGUUAUUAGACCAUCUGCAAAGUACUGAAAAGUUUAAUUGCAACAAACUGCAGUGUCUAGUGUUGGAUGAAGCUGAUAAACUUUUGGAAGCAGGCUUUCAGAAGCACAUAACUGGCAUUGUUAAUUUGUUACCAACAAAACGACAAACAGUUUUAUUCAGUGCUACUAUGGGCGAAAAUGUCAAGAAUCUCGCUAGAUUGGCAUUGAGAAGUGAUCCAAUUUUAGUAUCUGUGACUGAUAACAAAACAUCCACAGUGACGGGAUUGCAACAGGGGUAUUAUAUUUGUCCAGUAGAAAAAAGGAUAGCAUGGUUGUACAAAAUGUUGAAGAAAAGUAAAAAGCUAAAAGUCAUGGUGUUCUUCUCGUCAUGUAGGUCUGUGGAUUUUCAUCACGAAUUUUUCCAAGAACAUUGCAAAGCUUCUGUUUUAAGUAUACACGGCCAGCAAAGUCAAGCUAGGAGGAAAGAAGCGUAUCACAAUUUUAUUGAAGCGCAAAGCGGGGUUUUGUUUUGUACUGACGUCGCUGCACGCGGCUUGGAUAUUCCCAGUGUUGACUGGAUUGUGCAGUAUGACCCACCUUCGGAUCCUAAGGAAUAUAUCCAUCGCGUUGGUCGCACGGCUAGAGGACUCAAUAAUAAAGGGAAUGCAGUCAUAUUAUUAAGACCAGAAGAAGAGAACUUUAUCAAGUUUUUGGAAAAAGAAAAGGUGUUUUUAGACAAAUACACUUUUGGAGAACCUCCUAAUGAAGUUCAAGAGAUGCUAGAAGAUUUAAUAGCGAAUAAUGGAGUAAUGAAGACAUCAGCAAGAAAGGCGUACCUAUCGUUUCUCAGAUGUUAUAAGAAGCAUCCGCUGAAGAAGAUAUUUGAUAUCAACUCCUUGGAUUUAAAAUUAGCUGCAAAGGCCUUUGGGUUUCAAGAACAGCCUCACGUGGAUUUUUUACCGAAUAAGAAAUGAAUUUCCGAGAAUGGAAGAAGCCUCAUCAAGAAUACAAGAUUUUGUACCUAACAAUGGUUUAUCAAUUUGUAAUCUUAUGAGAUUAUAAAUUGUACCGAUGUCUAGAUAUAGGUACCUACUAGUAAGUGUACAUACAGAUAGGUAUACGAGUAGGGUUAUUGUAAAUAGAGCAUUGAAAUGUGAUAAGUAUUUACAACAUUGUUGACGACAUGUUUAUUUAGAUUAUGUAAUUUAUUACAAUAAAACAAAUGUAUACAUAAAUAAAA